AAACUUCCGGUUAUCAACACCCUCUGGCGAGUAAUGUGAACCUGUAUGAAGCUGUCGAUAAUGAUAUGAAAACUGUGCAGCUUUGGAUGCAUACAUCUGACUUUAUGGUUUUCCAAUUACGCUGAUUGAUGCAUUAAGGAAAAGGCUAGAACUGCAACUAUGUUCGGCCUGGCCGGAGUAAGAAGGCCCUGGCAGCCUGUUAUGAGACGCCUGUUUAAGUCUUGCUUCUGCGGCCACAGAGGGUGUGUGCAUGUUACCAGCAAGAGGGCACUUGUCACCAAGUUCAGAUCACCUCUCCUGACUACUUCUUCAACUUAUAGAGUUCCACAUGGUAGAUUGCAGCUUGCUCGCAGAUUAUGGGUACCUUCUCAGAGCUUUCUGCUUCCCAGCUCCUCCACUUGGAAUCAGACAGGACUGACAGCUACUGGCAUCUAUGGCAAUACGAAUAGGUUAACUGUGUGCAGGAAUGCCAGUCAAGACCAGUAUUCUAAGUUUGGACAUGGAAGACAACAGAAAGUGACUAAAUGGGCUUGUGCAUACUACGUCUUUUUGGUUGGAGGGAUUAUAUUGUGUUUUGGAUUUGAUUGGUCCGAUGCAAUUAUGAAAUGGGCAAAGUUAGAUGCAGCCGCCCCUGAAGUACAGAAUGAGAGACAGUUAUCAGAGGUCGAGUCUGGGGAUGAGGAAGAGGAUGAGAGUGGGAAGAAGAAGAAACGUAAAGUUGGUUUUCGAGAUAAGAGGAUAAUUGAGUAUGAGAAUCGUAUCAGAGCAUACUCAACCCCUGACAAGAUCUUCCGCUACUUUGCCACGCUGGUGGUGAAGAAAGAGAGCGGAGAUCAGGAGGUGCUUAUGACACCUGAGGAUUUCGUACGCUCACUAACACCGGGGAUAAAGCAACCAGAAGGCUUGGGAUUGGAUCAGUUUAAGAAGUUUGACCCCAAGAAGGACACCUUGUCGAAAAGUUCCCUAAAGUUCAUGAACCUUGAGCCAGACAGCAUCUUUGCCAAACUUGGACAGUCUGGGCUGAUCUCAUUUUCUGAUUACCUAUUUCUGCUGACUGUACUCUCUACUCCACCCAGAAACUUUGAGAUUGCUUUCCGAAUGUUUGAUUAUAAUGGAGAUGGUGAUUUGGAAUCAACGGAGUUUGGAAUGGUGGAUGACUUACUGAGGAAGCAAACAAGUGUAGGGAUGAGACAUCGGGAUCACUCCACCACUGGCAGCGUAGACAAAGGCAUGGACUCCGGCCUAUUUACCUACUUCUUUGGUGAAGAUGGAAAUCAAAAACUGACUGUAAAAGAUUUCUUAGACUUUCAGAGGGGACUUCAGAGUGAAAUUCUUAAAAUAGAGUUUGAGCGCCAUGAACCAGUGGAUGGGAAGAUCACAGAGAGAGAUUUUGCUGGCAUUCUGGUGGCCUAUGCUGGAUUCCCUGACAGCAAGAGGUUAAGGAUGUUAAAGAGGGUGAAGAAGGCAUAUAAGGAAGAGCCACAGGGAAUAACUUUUGAGGAGUUCAUCAACUUCAUGACGUUUUUGAAGUGUAUCAAUGACGUGGACACAGCUUUGAGUUUUUAUCAUCUAGCAGGCGCUUCAAUUGACCAGGUGACCCUGAAGCAUGUGGCUAAGACAGUUGCCCAUGUGAACCUGUCAGACCAUGUAGUGGGUGUGGUCUUCACACUUUUUGAUGAAAACAAUGACGGUCACUUGAGUAACAAAGAGUUUGUAUCUGUGAUGAAGCAGCGACUUAUGCGAGGCCUGCAGAAGCCUAAAGACACCGGACUUGUCAAACUCAUUGAUGCCGUGUGGGCAUGUGCCAAGAAGUCUCAGAGCCAAACAACUUUGGAAUGACUCAUCUCUUCUUAUAUCUGAACAUAAAAGUUGGUUUCUGCGAAUGACUUGUAUAUGGAUUUUACUGAAUGUUUGAAUGCAUGUUUCAAAAUCUGGGAAUGUUAUUUGUUGUACAUAAAUCUGUCCAUGUAUAUUUAUAUAUUCCUGUGGGUAGAGAUGAAGUUUUCGUAUUGGCAGGGCACAAAUUGUUCAUAUUCAAGUACCUUUGUCUUCACUCUUUUUUACGUCUCAAAGCAAUUGAUUUUUUUGAAGGGACUUAUUUUUGGAAUGAUGUAUUUUGUCAUAGUGAUACAGAAUGGUAUGUACAAAGCAUUCUUUCAAAUUUCGGCAUAUUCUGAUCCAGUGUUUUUAUUUCCUUUUUCGUUUAUAUGUAGGUCUGUUUAUGGAAAGAAUAUUGUUUUGUUAUGUAUAAAAGGUACCUGUCACCUUGCAGGUUAUUUGUGAGCCAGUGAGUCGAUAAUUUGUUUUUAUAUGGAGCUUAUGUAUAAAUCUGCAUGUCUUGUAGGACAUACAUGUAGUCAUGGGAUGUGUCAUGUAAAAUGUACAUGCUUUACUUGUGAUUACCCUAGAUUAACAAUCCGCACAACAGCAGGUACGUUAUACCACUCCCCUCACAAGCCAGGACAUUUUUGGUCAAUGAAAAAUUACACAAACACAUUACCAUUUGUACUGCCUUAUUGUUCCUUUGGUGUUGAAUAAAACAGAAGGAACUUCAAACACUGGCUUUGUGUUCAGUACAUCAUUGGCUAUUCUUAAUAUGUUUAAAACUCUGCACGACUGGCUUUUAAGAAUGAAUAUAAUACAGGUACUUAAGUUUACAAGCAGUGUUGCUUGAACUAUUUCUGGUCAUUGUGGUCCAUUAUUGACGGUAAUUAGUCUGUAUUGAGUGUUCCAUUUAUUCCCUGUUAACUAACUGGAGAAACUUGAGACCACUGACUAAUUAUUCCAUUGACCAUCAGUGAGACCGACAUCAGUGAAGCAUAUGUUAG
This is a messenger RNA of Liolophura sinensis, 2828 nucleotides long. RefSeq names its product calcium uptake protein 1, mitochondrial-like. The record is from RefSeq and is a predicted model, not a curated record. Gene Ontology annotation, cellular component: uniplex complex. The coding region runs from base 160 to 1839 and encodes 559 amino acids. Gene Ontology annotation, molecular function: calcium ion binding. NCBI's taxonomy places the organism in Eukaryota, Metazoa, Mollusca, Polyplacophora, Chitonida, Chitonidae. The transcript is spliced from 14 exons. Gene Ontology annotation, biological process: mitochondrial calcium ion homeostasis; calcium import into the mitochondrion.